Messenger RNA from Ixodes scapularis (black-legged tick), 1527 nucleotides. RefSeq lists its product as uncharacterized. The transcript has a single exon. The record is from RefSeq and is a predicted model, not a curated record. Lineage: Eukaryota; Metazoa; Arthropoda; Arachnida; Ixodida; Ixodidae. Gene Ontology annotation, molecular function: catalytic activity. The coding region runs from base 1 to 1527 and encodes 508 amino acids.
AUGGGCCACAUCGGGCUUGGUAUUGUGUACAUGGCCACAGCAGGGGUAGAAGAAUCUUGGAAUGAAAGAAUAUAUAAGUUUCUGGAGAAAGACCUUGAAGAGAGCAACAUCACACGCCCAAUUAUACUGAUGGGAGACUUUAACUGCCAUCUGGCGGAGUUAAGUAGUAAAGAUGAAAGAGCUCACAGUCUCAGAAAACUUGUAGAGCACAACAAUUUGCGAAUAGUUAAUCUGGAGGAAGGCUGUAAGGGGCAGAUAACAUGGAGCAGUGGAAACCAACAAUCAACCAUCGACUACAUUCUCGCCUCCCAAGAUUUAUUCUGUGCACCAUGGCACCUGCAAAACAUAACAGUGGACGAGGAAAAAGUGUUCAGCUGCGGAAGUGACCAUAAUCGGAUAAAAAUAACGAUUGACCAGGCCUACAAAAAGUUCAUACACGGCUCGAGGAAACAUAAACUUCACAGGAGGACAAGCUACUGGAGAACUAAUGACGAAGGUAGAAUGGCGGCAUGGGGUAAUGCCUUGGAUGCUGAGUUUGCAAGAAGCCCCCCAUCAACCUACAGUGAGUUCUACGAGUCUCUAAUGCAACUAGCAUAUACUCAUGUAGGAAAACAAACCAGAGUCAAAAGUGAUAAACGAACACCGUGGUUUGAUAAGGAGGUUAAGGAGGAAAUCAAAGUACGACAGGAAUGGUCCAGAAAACAUCAAAAGGCCAUGAAUAAAAAGCAAUACAGCAUGGCAACGCAAAACUGGGAAAAUUACGAGCUACAGAAAAAUAAAGUAAAAUCUCUAGUGGCUACAAAAAUUCUGAAGAUACACACGAAACACGAACAAGCCCUACAAGAAAGCGACAACAAAAGCCGUUGCUUUUGGAGAUAUGUGCGAUCUCUCCAACCACACAAGGACUUUGAACACAAGACGGUAGGGAGUGGAGAAGACCAAUGGACCACUGAAGAAGAAAUCACCGAGGGAAUGACUAGAUACUUUCAGGGACUUCAAGCCUCCCUCUACAACAGACCGAGGACACAGGAGGAAACAUCCCUACGACCUCAGGAACAAUUUGACAGCAGCAUUCUUGAACCGAUAGCGCCCGGUGAACUGCAGAGACAUAUUAAUAAACUAGAAGCAGGAAAGGCAGUAGAUCCAGACGACAUCCCCAACGAGUUCCUGAAAAAGCUUAAACCGGUAGUACAGAAGCACCUAAGGUACCUUCUAAACAACAUGCUGGCAAAAAGCGCUAUUCGUGAAGCCUGGAAACAAGCCAAAAUAAAACUAAUCUACAAAGGAAAAGAUAAAGACAAGAAUUCAUUAGACUCAUACAGGCCGAUAACAAUACUAAGUAAUGUUUACAAACUCUUUGCAUCAAUCCUGCAAGACAGACUGCAGAGACUCUGUGAGAAAGCCCACCUUUUCAGCGAGGCACAGAAUGGAUUCCGUAGGAACCGGCGGGGCAGCGACAACUUAUUCACUGUCACACAACUAAUAGAGCUAAAAAAUCUAGAUAGGUCACCACUCUAUCUGGCUUAA